Neoarthrinium moseri is the source of this 948-nucleotide messenger RNA. RefSeq lists its product as uncharacterized. The transcript is spliced from 4 exons. Gene Ontology annotation, biological process: proteolysis. NCBI's taxonomy places the organism in Eukaryota, Fungi, Ascomycota, Sordariomycetes, Amphisphaeriales, Apiosporaceae. The coding region runs from base 1 to 948 and encodes 315 amino acids. The record is from RefSeq and is a predicted model, not a curated record. Gene Ontology annotation, molecular function: metallodipeptidase activity.
AUGGCAAGAGAUGCCAUCGAACAGAUUGACUUGACUCUGAGACUGAUAGAGUCUUACCCAGCGACUUUCCAACUGGUUUCGGAGCCAGACGAGGUUCCAGGAGUCUACGCUUCAGGGAAAAUUGCUUGUUCCAUAGGAAUCGAAGGCCUGCAUAUGGCUGGUAACAUCAUCGGCAUCAUUCGCGCUUUCUAUAGACUCGGCUGUACCCUCACACACGUGUGCAACAAUGCCUUCGCAGACAGUUCUACAUCAAAGAUUGGCCCUGUACACGGCGGAUUAUCCAAUCUUGGACGAUCAGCUGUUGUUGAAAUGAACCGACUUGGUAUGAUCGUUGAUAUUUCGCACGUCUCGGAAGAUUGUGCUCGACAGGUGUUAAGUAUGACUAGAGCACCAGUAAUGUUCUCUCAUUCGAACGCGAAGAGCGUCUUCGAGUGCCCACGGAAUGUUCCGGAUGACGUCUUGGAUAUGGUACCUGCAAAUGGCGGGAUUGUAAUGGUCACGUUCGUUCCAGAACACGUCGCGACGAGACGGAGAGACGCGACUCUUGACAUGGUCCUAGACCAUCUGUUCUACAUUGCCAAUAGAAUCGGGUGGGACCACGUUGGCUUGGGCUCCGAUUUCGACGGCAUUGCAUCGGUAAUCAAGGAUCUUGAAGACGUCAAGUGCUAUCCUAGGCUUUUGAAAGCAAUUCUUGACCGAGGCGCGACAGAAGAGCAGCUUGCAAAGGUAGCCGGCGCAAACAUUCUCCGAGUAUGGAGAGGUGUAAGUAAAGUGAGGAACGAGAUGAAAGCAGAAGGUGCUAUGCCUGUUGAAGAUGUCUGGGAAGAUCGUACGUGGUGGAGAUAUGACGGGUACUACCAGAUGCCAGACCCGGACCCGGAGGACAAAUUGGGCUUGGAUUGGUACGGAGUACCGCCACCGGACGAGGGGCUGUAUCUGGAAAAUUGA